Molecule: messenger RNA, 1038 nt
Organism: Didymodactylos carnosus
Lineage: Eukaryota; Metazoa; Rotifera; Eurotatoria; Philodinida; Philodinidae
Source: the annotation of a GenBank genome assembly
AUGGGCAACAGAUCAGACAAAAAUGUAAUACCUGUAUCCACUGAUUUGCCUAUUGUUCAUCCAGUGUUCUUAGAACGCCCUAUUUGGUAUUGGAAUUCAGAUAAAAAUCCAUGGUCAUCCUCUCCUGAAUUGUGUAAAUGGCAACCCUAUUCAGAUAUUGAAAAUGAAAUUAUUGAAACAGCCUAUCAAUCAUAUGAAAAACAAGUGUUACUAGAUAAUUAUAUUAUAGAUCUUGAACAUAAAGUUCAAAUAGAUAAACAAGAUGAAAAGAAAACUUGUCCCAUAAAACAAUUUCUAGUCUCAUCUCAAAAUGAUUUAUUACGAACCGAACGAUUCUAUUUCCCACAGAAAUUAGUUCAAUCAUUUAGUGAGGUGAAUUCAAAUCGAUUCCUUAAUGAAUGGAAAAAUAAAAAUCAUGGAAUCUCAUUAAGUGAUAAAUUAGAACAAGCAGCCGAUGGAAUUAUUAAAGAAGGUAAACAACUUGGACUACAAACAGAGCCCAAAUGGAUUGCAAAAGAAUUGAGAGAGAUGAAGGAUAAACCAAAUGAAGAAAUUGAAAAAUAUCUCAUUUCACUUUAUACGAAAGAAUGUUUUAUUUAUAAAAUCAUUAAUAAAACAUUACGUGAAAAUGAUCGAUCUAAACUAGAUACAUUGGGCGCUCUCUGUCAGUUACUCUAUCACUGUGAUUGUUCGUCAACAUUUAAACCAUACGGUUAUAAUGGAUUACUCUAUCGUGGUGCACAACUUGAUCAACAAACUAUUGAUGGUUAUAUACAGGCAGUAGGCUCGAAAAAAACAUGGGAUGCUUUUUCAUCCACAAGUAAAAAACGUGAAAAAGCAGAAAAAUUUGGUAAUGUAUUAUUCAUAAUUGAACUAAAAAGUUCAUCAUACCAUUUUAGUGGUAUGGAUAUAUCGUCGUAUUCGUAUUAUCCUGAAGAAGAAGAAGUUCUAGUGAGAGCAGCAAGAAAUUUUAUCAUUGAAAAAGUAGAACGCGAUGAUAUGACAGGAAAAUACUGUAUUUAUUUAUCACUUUGUUAA